UAACCGUAUGAUAUGGCCAACAGCAUCUCAAACUUCUCGCCGACAAUGACUCCGCGAUGGAGCACUGUCUCCUGCGUGCAUGGUACGCCGUGGAUCAUAGGAAGCGAACUGCUUUUUAACAGCCACUGAGGCGAUAUUCCCCAUCCGUCGUCACUCCCGAUGCCUCCAUGCAUCCUCCGUAAAUUCGCCACGAAAGAUUUCUGUCCCCACCUUCCUCUGAUUUCGCAGUACUCGUUACUGGUCACCUCUUACAUUCUUCUGGGGCCGGCCCCCAACCCUGUGACAUCUUUUCGCCUUCGCUAGGUUCUAUAUUCGCCAGCCUCCAACGACCUUCGCGCACAGGUCAGCCUCUGCAUGACCCCAUACCGUAAUGAAAAACCCACAGCUGCUCACCCCAGUGGCUCAGCUCGGCUUGGCCUUUUUUAUUCUUAUAUAUCGUUUCUCAAGCACGGACGGCUGUCGAUACCCGGGGCUACACAGUAGCAGUAAUUUGACUCUCCUCUUCACUUCCAAUUUCUUGACAUAAGAACGGUUGGGCAUGCUAACCUCAUAAUUCAGAAUAUCCCCUUCGCCACAUUAUGCUUACUUAUGUUCACCUAUGUUCCCUUAUGCGAUAUGUGUUUAUGCCCAGCCAAAUGUACUUACCUAUGAUGCAUGCAAAGAUAUAUCCUUGCCUCGUUUGCUCCCUCCGC
Molecule: messenger RNA, 692 nt
Organism: Phanerochaete carnosa HHB-10118-sp
Lineage: Eukaryota; Fungi; Basidiomycota; Agaricomycetes; Polyporales; Phanerochaetaceae
Exons: 1
Source: RefSeq, a predicted model, not a curated record